AUGGUGGCCAUUGGGAGUGUUGUCAAACUGAGAGACCUACGGCUGGAGCUGCAUAGUGCCUUGAAAGUGGCAUCCCAGAUAGACAGGGAAAUGGAGGUGUUUGGCAUGCUUUUCUUUAUUGGUCCAGCAGUUGACAGUACAUUUUCUCUGAGCCCCCAUUAUAAUGUGUGUGUAACCAUUGUAACUGUGUAUUGUAGACGAGAAGAAGUCUAUGAUAGGUAUUAUCGCUUUGACGAUGUUUUGCGAAGGAAGGAGGAACCGUAUGUGGAACGAUUCCGGGAGCCAUGGGAUUCCAGGGCACCUCGCGAAGUUGAUGAUCCGAUGAGAAGGGAGCGUCGUAGAGAAGAACUAUAUCGGCAGUAUUAUGAUGAAAUCCAGAGACGUUAUGAUGCAGAAAGACCUGUGGAUUGUUCCGUAAUUGUUGUUAACAAACAACAAAAGGAAUAUGCAGAGUCUGUUGGUCGAAAAGUUCGUGACCUUGGUAUGGUUGUCGAUUUGAUAUUCCUCAACACUGAAGUAUCACUUACACAAGCUCUUGAGGAUGUUAGCAGAGGUGGCACAGCAUUUGCUAUUGUCAUCACUCAACAACAUGAAAUACACAGAUCAUGUACUGUCAAUAUCCUGUUUGGAACACCACAAGAACAUCGUAACAUGCCAAUGGCUGAUGCAAUGAUCUUAGUUGCACGUAAUUAUGAGAGGUAUAAGACGGAAACACGUGAAAAGGAACGAGAGGAGAUUGCACGAAAGGCAGCUAAAAUGGCAGAUGAAGUAAUAGGGCGGGAAAGGGAGCCUACUCAAGGGGCUAUGGAAGAGCGAGGAAAUCCUCCUGGCAUUCAGCCUUUGUUGAAUUUGCUUGCUGAUGGAAGAUACCUUACUGUAGAAGAAAUUGACAAGAUCAUAGAAUAUCUGAGAGAAAAGAAGGAGCGAUUACUUCGAGGAGGAGACUCCUUGCAUGGAUCUGUUCACAAUCCAGCUCCCAUGCCUAGACCAAACAUGGGUUCCGUAGGAAUGAACCCACUUGAUGCACAGCCAUCGCUACCACCUGCUCCAUCUUUAAAGGGAGGGCCACAAGACACACAGGCAGCACAGCAGCAGGAGUUGCAAGCCAAGAUUCUAAGCCUCUUCAACAGUGGAUCAUCUGGCUCAAAUACAAAUACUGCAGGGGCACAGGGCCCAGUCUAUGGAAGUGCACUGAAUACCCAACCUCAAAACCGAGGAGGCCAGCUAGGUCUCAAUAACUCUUCAUAUCUGUCUCAAGCUCAGCAGCGCAUGACAGGUCCUAAUUCACAACUUCCACCUUUAAUGAGUCAAGCAGUUGCACCGAGAGCCACUGCUAUUCGCUCGCCUCUGCCUCAAACUCAAGGUCUUUAUGGCCAGCAGCAACCUCGAGGUCCAACCCCAAAUCAGUCAAGUGCUUUGUCUCAGGCCCAGAGAUCUGGUGUUGCAACAGACACCCAGAAUACUGUGUGGAUAGCAGGACAUGUGAUCAUCAGCCAGGCACGUGACAGAGCAGAGACCAAACCAUACGGGAUCAAUCUUGGCCUUGAUAAACGUGGUUUUUCAAUUCAUUGGCUGAGCGCACCUGACCUGAGAUGGCACGAGCUCCAUGACCUAUUAAUGCAUCAUCUGGCACGAUACCUGCCCCCAAAGUACCUGGUCAUUCAUUUGGGAGAUAAUGACAUAGGUUACAUCCAGGCUAGUGACAUAAUAUACACAGCAAAAGAAGUGCUAGAAGCACUGAAAUUCCUGUUACCAAAGACUAUAUUGGUUUGUUCAGAAUUGCUCCCACGACCCCAUUGGGCUUUUGAGCCUGGUGCUCCACUUGAGAAUGAUAGGAGAACUAUAAAUGGGGUGUUAAAACAAUACAUGGAAUAUAAGGGCCAAAAAUUCAUAGAACACCCUUUUGAUGUCAAGCGUCAAGGUCUUUUUAUUGGUAGAGGUGAUUACCUAACUGAUGUUGGUUUAGAUUUAUUCAAUACCACUUUGAUGGACAGUCUGAAAUGUUAUUUGAGGGAAGAGUUGAUGCAUGGUAGUUAGCUUGUUUCCCACCUGAUUAACAUUCCCUCUCGUGUUGGCUGGAACUUGAAACCAGUAAGUGGCUGCUACACAAAUGGCCUGCCUAUAGUUAGGUUCAUUCAUCUGUUGGUCAACACAGGGGAGGAUAUGUCAAAUUGUCACCUUGAGCAGCUGCUGACAUACCAAUACAUUGCAGCUGAAAUACUGUCAUGUUGACAAAAUGGAAGUUGAAAUGGGGUGGAGUGUAAUUGCAUCUAUACAGUAUGUAUAUUUGACUUGUUAGUUUUGAGAGAACUUGCAGACUAGUACAGGGAGAAUUCUCAUGCCUGUUUCAAUGGAUUUUUGUUUGUAAUAAAUGCAGGCUGAUUGGCCUUUCAUUGUUAA
This is a messenger RNA of Chiloscyllium plagiosum (whitespotted bambooshark), 2400 nucleotides long. The record is from RefSeq and is a predicted model, not a curated record. Lineage: Eukaryota; Metazoa; Chordata; Chondrichthyes; Orectolobiformes; Hemiscylliidae.